CGGGGACAUGGCGGGGCCGGCCUGACCCGGCCCGACCCGACCCGCGCUCGCCGCCGCGAUGUUGCCGAGCCAGGCCGGGGCCGGGAACGGCGCUGCCGCCGCGCUGGCCCGCGGCUCGGGGCUGGGCCGGUCGCCGGUGCCGCGUGGGGCGAACGGCGGCGGGGCGGCGGCGGGGGCGCCCGGGGGCUGCCUAAAGCGGGAGGCGCUGUACAGCGGCAGCGAGGGCGACUCGGAGUCGGCCGAGGAGGAGGAGCUGGGCGGCGAGCGGCGCGGCGUGAAGCGUGGCCUGGCCGAGGCGGCGGCGGCAGCGGCGGCGGGGCCCGCGGCAGGAGCAGCGGCGGCGGCCGCCUAUAGCGGCGGCGGGGGCGGCGGGGCCGUGAGCGGCGCCAAGCCUGGGAAGAAGACGCGGGGCCGGGUGAAGAUCAAGAUGGAGUUCAUCGACAACAAGCUGCGGCGCUACACCACCUUCAGCAAGAGGAAGACCGGCAUCAUGAAGAAGGCCUAUGAGCUCUCCACGCUAACUGGCACCCAAGUCCUGCUGUUGGUGGCCAGUGAGACGGGCCAUGUGUACACGUUUGCCACACGGAAGCUGCAACCCAUGAUCACCAGCGAGACGGGGAAGGCGUUGAUCCAAACAUGCCUCAAUUCCCCGGACUCGCCCCCACGCUCGGACCCUACCACUGACCAGCGCAUGAGUGCCACUGGUUUUGAGGAGACGGACCUCACCUACCAGGUGUCCGAGUCGGACAGCAGCGGGGAGACCAAGGAUGCCCUGAAACCCGCAUUCACUGUCACCAACCUGCCGGGAACAACGUCCAUCCAGACAGCCCCGACCACCUCGACCUCCAUGCAGGUCAGCAGUGGCCCGUCAUUCCCCAUCACUAAUUACCUGGCGCCAGUGUCUGCCAGCAUCAGCCCCAAUGCCGUCACCAGUGCCAACGGGACAGUGCUGAAGACUACUGGAGCCAGUGCAGUGACGUCUGGGGGCCUCAUGCCGAUACCCACUGGCUUCACCCUCAUGUCAGGUGGUACCAUGGCUCAGCAGGUUCCAGUCCAGGCAAUCCAGGUGCACCAGGCACCGCAGCAAACGUCUCCCUCUAGUGACAGCAGCACUGACCUUACCCAGACCUCUUCCAGCGGAACAGUGACCCUCCCAGCGACCAUCAUGACGUCGUCUGUGCCAACCACCGUGGGCGGCCACAUGAUGUACCCCAGCCCGCACGCGGUGAUGUACGCGCCCACCUCCGGCCUGGCUGACGGCGGGCUCGCGGUGCUCAACGCUUUCCCACAGGCGCCCUCAGCGAUGCAGGUGUCCCACGGCCAGGUCCAGGAUCAGGGUGGUGUCCCCCAAGUGUUCCUGACGGCCCCAUCAGGCACGGUUCAGAUUCCUGUCUCAGCUGUCCAGCUUCACCAGAUGGCUGUCAUCGGGCAGCAGAGCAGCAGUGGCAGCAGCCUGACGGAGCUGCAGGUGGUCAACUUGGACACCUCACACAGCGUCAAGAGUGACUGAGAGGCCUCUGCUGCCGGCCUUCUGUUUCUGGCUUGUCAUGCCAGUGUCGGGGCUGGCAGCAACUCCUUCUCGUACAGACUGCACCAGUUAUUUAUUGUUGCCUUUUCACGUUUCCUUCAUCCACACAUGCACACACACACACACGCACUCACCCACCCCCACACACACAGGCAUGCGCGUGGGGCUGCAGGACCCACCCGGGGUGGAGCCAUGCUGGGGCCGUGCAGGGCUUGGGGCAUUUGGAUGCUGCAAUAGCUGUGCUUGUCUCACGCCAGCCAAAGAAAUUUGUCUUUUAAGGGGAGGAUUGCUCUGCCCUGUAAAUAAAUACUGCAGGCCAUUCCCAGCUGGAGGCUCUGGCUCCUUCUGGGUGCUCUGAGUCACCUUGCCCGUGAGUAUUUACUCUGCAUGGGGCUCAGCUUAGACCCGGAUCAUCGUGCAGGUGCAGCUUGGAGCAGAGUGGGUUGUGGCUGUGCUGCUGGCCUCAGCAAUGUGCCUUUGUGGGGGUGACAGGUCCUGGCCGCAGCAACUCACCCUGGGCUCUGGACAGGAGAGAGGGGCCAGCUUGCAUGUGCAUCUCUGGGCCUGCAUACCCUCUCCCCGGAGGGCAGGGCACAGCCGGUGGCACGUGGCCCUGUCCUCCUUGUAUGCACUACAGUGAGCCCUCUGCCCUCAGUGCCUCCUCGCUGGGCUGCCUGGCAGACUCUCAGCCUGACUGGCCCUGCCCCAGUGGCUGCCCUUGCACAGGUGAGGUGGUGAGAUAGAUGCCCAGGAACACAAAGAUGCCCUGGAGAGCUCCUCAGGGGCCCUGUGCUUGGCUCAGCCCCACACUCUCAGCCCUCGCACUGCUUCUGGACUCCAUACACCCAGGGGAACGUGGCUGGGUCUUUCCUACAUCCCCCUGCAGCUCCAGCCAGCGCUUUCUAAAUUUCUGUGUCUGAUGCAAGGUGGAGAAACAACUCAAAUGUCAAAGGGAAGAGCCCAUGGGGCACUGAGCUGCUGGGCAGGUGGCAGGCUCUUCCUUUGAGCACUAGGGUGACCUGCGGGCCAUCCUGGGCUGUGGGGGAGCAGCUGUGAUGCCUGUACAGGCUCAGUAAGGCUGGGGGAGAAGGGCUGGGGCAUGCUUGGUCCUGCAUGGGAAUUGCUGUGAAUGGCUCUGCUACCUAGCCCUGUCCCUGGAGGGAGAGUGAGCAAGUGAGAGAAGCUGCUGAAUCCUUAGGAGAAGAAGCAGCUACUGUAACUCUUUUUUUUUUUUUUUAAGUUAAAGACAAGCCUUGGAGAGAAAAAAAAAAAAAAGAAAAAAAAGAAAAUUACUUUAUUUUUCUAAGUGUUAAACUCAGUAUUUAUGUAAUUCUUUAAGGAAUAAAAGUUUGGCUCCUG
Molecule: messenger RNA, 2887 nt
Organism: Vidua macroura (Pin-tailed whydah)
Lineage: Eukaryota; Metazoa; Chordata; Aves; Passeriformes; Viduidae
Gene: SRF
Product: serum response factor
Exons: 7
Coding region: 59-1510 (483 amino acids)
Biological process (GO): positive regulation of transcription by RNA polymerase II
Molecular function (GO): protein dimerization activity; DNA-binding transcription factor activity, RNA polymerase II-specific; RNA polymerase II cis-regulatory region sequence-specific DNA binding
Source: RefSeq, a predicted model, not a curated record